This is a messenger RNA of Arachis duranensis, 1491 nucleotides long. RefSeq names its product stemmadenine O-acetyltransferase. The transcript has 3 exons. Bases 47 to 1375 code for a protein of 442 amino acids. NCBI's taxonomy places the organism in Eukaryota, Viridiplantae, Streptophyta, Magnoliopsida, Fabales, Fabaceae. The record is from RefSeq and is a predicted model, not a curated record.
UCAAAGCUUGUUCAACAACUUGAACUAAAAAAAAAAAAAGAAGAUCAUGAAGAAACUAGAAGUGGAAGUAACCUCCAAAGAAAUUAUCAAACCUUCUUCUCCAACUCCAAACCACCUUCGAUGUUACCAACUCUCUUUUCUUGAUCAAAUCUCUCCCAUGGUCUACAACCCCACCGUUCUCUUCUACUCUCUCGACCAAAUCACCCAAUUCAACUUCAAUGCGACCACCACCACCAUCUCCAACCACCUCAAGAAAUCUCUCUCCCUUGCCCUAACCCAUUUCUACCCUCUUGCAGGGCGGCUCGACGGUGGCAAAGGUUUCGUCAACUGUGCCGACGACGGCGUACCUUACAUAGAAACAACAGUGAAGAAUUGCAAGCUUGCUGAAGUUACUCAUAAUCCAAUUCCUGGAGAACUGAACCAUCUGGUUCCAUUCAAACUGGACGACAUAACCAACAUCAUAUUCGGAGUACAGCUGAACGUUUUCGACUGCGGCGGCAUUGCAAUCGGCGCGUGUCUUUCCCACCAAAUCGCCGACGCCUUAUCCUUCUUCAACUUCCUUAAUCAUUGGGCUUCCAUUGCCACCAAAAAACGCAAUCCACCAACUCCACAGUUUCUUUCAUCAAAGCUUUUCCCACCGAUAAACAUCUCCGGCUUCGAUCCAAGAAGCGGCAUAACGACGGAGAACGUGGCGUGCAAGUUAUUCUUGUUUGAUUCAAGUGUUGUUGAAACCCUAAGGGAAAAUUACGCAAUGGAAAACAAUAAUGAUGGGGAGAGAAAACCAACUCGUGUUGAGGCUUUAUCUGCGUUCAUUUGGGGCCGUUAUGUGGCGGUUACAACAGAAUGUAAUGAAGAUCCUAAGAAGAAGAAGAAGAGGAGAAUGCAUGCUGUGGUCCAUGCUGUGAAUCUAAGGCCCAAGAUGGAACCGCCGUUGCCGGAAGAUUCGUUUGGAAACUACUACCGAAUCACCAUGACGAUUCCAUCUUUGAAUGCUCAACAAAAGUGUUAUGGACUAGUGAAGCAGGUGAGGGAUGAAAUAAAGAAGAUUGACAAGGAAUACAUUAGAAAACUUCAAGAGGGAAAUGAGCAUUUGGAUUUCCUUAAGGAUAGUUCAGAAAGGGUGCUUGUGAAGGGAGAAUUCGUUUCAUUUAGCUUCACAAGUCUAUGUAGGUUUCCUCUCUAUGAUGCUGAUUUUGGUUGGGGAAAACCAACAUGGGUAGGUUCACCUGCCUUAACUUUUAAGAAUCUUGUUGUGUUUUGUGACACUAAGAAUGGCGGUGGCAUUGAAGCCUACGUUAGCUUGAAGAUGGAAGACAUGGAAAAAUUUGAAGCAGAUAAGGAGUUGCUUGCUUGUGUCAACAAAAAUAAGCCAUAGAGUAACUACCUGACCCUCUAAGUUAAUCUUUGAAAAGUUAUAACUAUAAAUUAAAUUUGUCAUCCCGUUUAUACAUGGAAUACUCUUAUAAAAAUGUUUAAAAUAACUUUUUUUAA